Vespula pensylvanica (western yellowjacket) is the source of this 3162-nucleotide messenger RNA. RefSeq names its product pyruvate dehydrogenase phosphatase regulatory subunit, mitochondrial. Bases 386 to 3076 code for a protein of 896 amino acids. The transcript has 14 exons. Gene Ontology annotation, cellular component: mitochondrion; cytoplasm; mitochondrial matrix. The record is from RefSeq and is a predicted model, not a curated record. Gene Ontology annotation, molecular function: oxidoreductase activity; protein binding. Lineage: Eukaryota; Metazoa; Arthropoda; Insecta; Hymenoptera; Vespidae.
AUUAUUUCAUUUUUUUUUUGGAAUUUAUGGAUUUUUAUCGAACAUUUAAAUAGUUCAAGUAAAACUUUUGAACUAGGUAGUGCUUUAAUCAUUGUGAAUUUUGAUUAUGUGCCGAAAAUAAAAAUUCCUUUUUUGAUGACUAUAUUUACAAAUAUACUAUUGUGUUCCAGAUUAAAUAUUGUUUUAUGCGCUAUUUAAUGUAUCUGUGUUAUAAAAAAAAAUGGAAAACAGAGUGUUACAUAAAUUAUAAUAUUUUCUUAUUUACAUACGAAAUAACUUAAUACGUAAUAUAACUUGAUUUAUGUAUUUUUGUACAUACUCGUUCGUAUAUGAAGUAAGGAUAUAAAAAAUAUAAAAUAAAACAUAGUUAUCAUAUUAGCCAAAGAUGUGGCAACGCUCGAAAAUUGUUUAUAAUAAAUUUAUGCCAAGACAAAGAAAGGUUAUCUUACUUAACCAAAAACAAGUAAGGUUUACUUCAAAAUCUACUGACUCUACAAUUACAAAUUUAGAUGAUUGUCCUCCAAAAGAAGCACAAGUGGUUAUAUGUGGUGGUGGUGUUAUGGGAGGUGCAGUUGCUUAUCAUUUAUCCUUAAUGGGAUUAGGAUCUGAAACUGUUCUUGUAGAAAGUGGCAGAUUGGGAGGUGGUACUACAUGGCAUGCAUCUGGUCUAGUUGGUGCUUUUAAACCAAGUUUAGCACAAGUGAAAUUAGCACAAGAUAGCAUAGCAUUAUAUAAACAUUUAGAAGGAAAAGGUCUUUCUACUGGUUGGAAACAAUGUGGUAGUCUUUCUUUAGCACGUACAAGAGACCGUAUGACAGCAUUUCGACGAAUGAAAGCUCAAUCUGUAUCACGAAAUAUCGAAUGUUACUUAGUUUCACCAGAAGAAGCCAAACAAUUGUGUCCAUUAUUACGCGUAGAUGAUCUCAUUGGUGGAUUAUGGAUUCCUGGGGAUGGAGUAGGAGAUCCAUAUCAAAUAUGUUUAUCACUGAUUAAAGAAGCCAAAAACAAAGGUGUUAGAGUUUAUGAAAACUGCAAAGUCACUAAGAUUAUUAAUCAAGAAAAUCGUGUAAAAGCUGUUGAAACCACACAUGGCACAAUAAAAUGUGAACAUUUUGUAAAUUGUGCUGGGUUUUGGGCACGUAAUGUAGGAAAACUAAGUGAACCAUAUGUAAAGGUUCCUCUUCAUCCAGUGGAGCAUUAUUAUUUGCAUACAAAGCCUGUUAAUGGUUUAGAUCCUAUGACACCAGUAAUACGUGAUCUAGAUGGGUACAUCUACUUCAGAGAAAAUAAUGGUUGUAUAUUAGCAGGUGGUUUUGAACCAGUUGCAAAACCAGCAUUUGAAGAUGGGUCAAUACCUGAAAGUACUGAUGACAGAUUCCUACCUGAAGAUUGGGAUCAUUUUCAUAUUUUAUUAGAAGAAAUGCUUCAUAGAAUUCCAAGUUUAGGAAAUGUAAUUUUAGAAAAAUUAUGCAAUGGUCCUGAAGCAUUUUCUCCAGAUUGUAAAUGGAUCGUUGGAGAAGCUCCAGAAAUACGUAAUUAUUACGUAGCCGCUGGUAUGAAAACAGUUGGUAUAUCAGCUGCUGGUGGAGUCGGUCGUGCUACUGCAGAAUUAAUAGUUAAUGGAUCAACUUCAUUAGAUAUGUAUGAAUUAGACGUUUCUCGUUUUCUUGGUUUACACAAUAAUCGUAAGUUUUUACGCGAUCGAGUAAAGGAAGUACCUGGAAUGCAUUAUGCGUUACAAUAUCCUCAUCAUGAAUUUAAAACUGGCAGAAAUUUAAGAAUGUCACCAAUUUAUCCAAAGCUUAGAGAAGCUGGUGCUGUCUUUGGUCAAGUAAUGGGAUAUGAACGACCAUCUUGGUUUCAACCUCUUAAUGAAAGUGAUUUAGAUUCAACUGAUAUAUUCCAGAAUUAUAAAUUGGCAUAUACAAAUACGUUUAGCAAGCCACCAUGGUUCGAACGAGUUAGUUUGGAGUAUGCAACUUGUCGAGAAUCAAUUGGGCUCAGUGAUUAUUCUUCUUUUACUAAGAUCGACUUAUGGUCUAACGGGAUGGAGGUAGUAGAUUUAUUGCAGUAUUUAUGUUCAAACGACGUUGAUGUACCUGUGGGCAGUAUCAUCCAUACCGGAAUGCAAAAUUAUCGCGGUGGUUAUGAAAAUGAUUGCAGCUUAGCACGUAUUGCACCAAAUCACUAUAUGAUGAUUGCACCAACUAUCCAACAAACACGCUGUAAAUACUGGAUUAGUAGGCAUUUGCCAUCCGAUGGUUCUGUUGCUGUAUCUGAUGUGACAUCAGCAUACACUGCAAUUUGUAUUAUGGGACCGGCUACGAGACAAUUAUUGAGUGAAUUAACUGACACAGAUUUAAAUCCUAAGAACUUCCCAUUUUUCACAUUUAAAGAAUUAGAUGUCGGUCUUGCCAAUGGAAUUCGUACAAUGAAUUUAACACAUACUGGAGAAUUGGGCUAUGUCUUGUAUAUUCCAAAUGAAUUUGCGCUGCACGUUUACACGAGAUUAAUAGAAGCUGGUGAAAAGUAUGGAAUAAAGCAUGCUGGUUAUUAUGCAACACGAGCAUUAAGAGUGGAAAAAUUUUAUGCAUUUUGGGGUCAGGAUUUAGAUACUUUUACUACUCCUUUGGAAUGUGGCCGUGCAUGGAGAGUAAAAUUUGAUAAAGGUGUUGAUUUCAUAGGACGAGAUGCGCUUUUAAAACAACGUGAAGAAGGAGUAAAACGUAAAUACGUCCAAUUACUGUUAAAUGAUCAUGAUCUUGAAUUUGAUACAUGGUGUUGGGGUGGUGAGCCAAUAUAUCGAAAUGGAAAAUAUUGUGGUAUGACAACUACUACAGGCUAUGGUUUUACAUUUAAAAAACAGGUUUGUCUCGGAUUUGUACAAAACUUUGAUUCGGAGGGUCGGUCACAAGAAGUAACAAAUGAAUAUGUAUUGUCAGGCGAUUAUGAAGUGGAUGUUGCAGGAAUAAAGUUUCACGCAAAAUGCCACUUGCACAGUCCAAAUUUACCUACAAAGUUCCCUGAUAAGGAAAGAGAUGCGUAUCACGCGACACGUGAUCAGCAAACUUUGUAAUUUCUUGUAAGCGUAAGCUUUCGAUUUCUGUACAAACAAUGUAUGUAGAAAGUUUAAUAAAUUAUUUAAUAAGUGUCAUUCAUAAA